AUGAUUAAUUACUAUAUUAAUUACAUAUGAAUGAAAAUAGCAUAAAUAAUAUUUUAGAAAAUUUAUCCGAUUGGUCUGGCUAUGACACGGAUAGUGAUUUGGAAAAUGAAGAUCUUGGGUUGGAGAAUGGUAAUAUUGCAUCAAUUUCUGAAAAUGUGCAGUCAACUGCAAAACAAAGUAACGGUCAACAUUCAGAGCCUAUUUGGGUGGAUGUUGAUGAAGAAUUACAGCCUCAGUUUAUAUUCAAUCAAAUGGAUGAACCAGUUGGUAUUAAUCCAGAUAUAAUUGAUAGUUUAUCUGAAGUUGAAGAAACAAACAGAUAUGCUGCAGAGUUAUUAAUAUCUGUAGUUAGUCCUCAUUCACGCCUUAAAAAAUGGGAAAAUGUUACUUAUACUGAAAUGAAAACAUUCUUAGGAAUUAUUAUGUGGAUGGGUUUAUGUCCUCAACCUUCCAUAGCUUCAUACUGGAAAACAAAUAGUAUUAUUUAUACAUCCAAUAUGCCUCAAUUUAUGAAGAGAAAAAGAUUUGAACUUCUUUUGCGAACAUUUCACUGCUGCAAUAAUGCUCUUUGUCCUCCAGGUGACCGUUUAUACAAAUCUAUGUGUAUUGUCGAGUCAAUAAUUCCAUUUACUGGUCGUCUGUCAUUUAAGCAAUAUAUACAAAAUAAAGCUCAUAAAUAUGGUAUUAAAGUAUUUAAACUAUGCAUUAAUAACUUCUACACUAUUGGGUUUAAAAUUUAUGCUGGUAAGGAGGCUAUGGCUGGUCAGAGAGUGUCAACAAAAGUGGUAAUGGAAAUGGCAGAAGAUUACCUUGAUUUAGGCAGAACAAUGUAUACAGAUAAUUGGUACAGUAGUUAUGAUUUGGCUAGUGAACUUUUGAACAGAUCUACUAAUUUGGUUGGUACUCUUCGUUCCAACAGAAAAUGUAAUCCAAAAGAUGUGGUAAACAAAAAACUAAAAAAAGGAGAAGUGUUUGCAAAGCAAUGUAAUAAAGGAAUAACUGUUUUAAAAUGGAAAGAUAAGCGUGAUGUACUAAUGAUAUCAACUCAACACUCCGAUUCUCAAGCUACUAUUUUAAAUAAACGAGGAAAAGAAGUUAAAAAACCUCAAGUUAUUAUAGAUUAUAAUAAAGGUAAAGGGUUAGUGGAUGUCACUGAUCUUAGAAAUUCAUACCACAACCCACUUCGUAGAACUUUAAAGUGGUAUAAAAAAAUUAUUUUUGAAUUACUUCUAAACACAUCAGUUCUCAACGCAUUAUCAUUAUAUGAAGAAAUACAUCAAGAGAAAAUGGAUAUUACUGUGUUUAGAGAAAUACUGGUUAAAAGUUUAUUAAAAACAAAUGAAAUGAAUUUGUCUAAAUCAGUACAAAAUACACAAUAUCAUGAACUAGAAAAAGUUAAAUCAAGAGGACGUUGUUUUGUUUGCUAUAAAGAAAUGAUGCUUCAAGGACGCACUCAUGCUCAAAAAAUAACCAGGCAAGUAACAACAAAGUGUAAAAUUUGCAGUAAAUUUUUUUGUAUGCAAUGUUUCUUCAGUGAACAUAAAUUUGUGUAA
This is a messenger RNA of Daktulosphaira vitifoliae (grape phylloxera), 1553 nucleotides long. RefSeq names its product piggyBac transposable element-derived protein 4-like. The record is from RefSeq and is a predicted model, not a curated record. Bases 27 to 1553 code for a protein of 508 amino acids. NCBI's taxonomy places the organism in Eukaryota, Metazoa, Arthropoda, Insecta, Hemiptera, Phylloxeridae. The transcript has 4 exons.